UCAGCGAGAAGAUCCUAGGAGACCGGACGUAGCCCCCAGGUGCUACUUAUAGACACGGCAGCCAUGUAGGUUGCACGUCAAGUACGUGACUUUCUUUACAUAAAACCUCAACCUGCGCGGAGCACAAGGAGAUAUAUACACUUUGUUUACGUCUACUGGCAUUCAUUCACAGAACCACAAUUCACAGAACCAUAGUUACAGCGUAACUUCCAUUGGUUCAUGCUAUAUGAAAAAGACUGAUUCAGAAGUAAAGUUUAACCAACACACUGACUUUUGCAUAAGGGCUGCACAAGAUAUUGCACUUUGUUUCACAAUCUGUAGGUGUUUGUUUUUUUUUAGUUUGAUCUCUGUUUCUUCCCUGUUCUUUGCGCUCUCUAGUUACUCUUUCCUUAAUUUAUUUUUGUAUUCCUGUACAUACUUGUAUCCGUGUGCAUUUAGAUUUCUGUAAGAUUUCUCCUAGUGUUUCUAUGUUCCUCUCAUUUUCUUUCCUCCAUCAUCUCUAUCUCCCCUCUUUGAUCUCAGCUGUUACUCAUUCUCACCUGAUAACUCUCACCUGCUUGCCAUGCCUUUCUCCUCACUUCUCCCCAUUUAAUGUUUUCUACUCUUGCCUGUAUGUUCAUGUCUGUUAUCGCCUGAACCCCCUGUCUAUGUUCUGUGUCCUUCUUCUCCAUGUGACUUUAUUGUUUUAUCAUUAAAAUGGCUCAACUCAUAUGUGCCUCCGAAGUCCUUCAUUGUUCCUGCAAGAAACCACCACCUUAUGACACUUUGCAUGCCAAUAAGAUAUUCCGCCUCACUCUAGAAGAUGCCCACAUUUAAUACAUAUUAUUCACUUUAUUUCUGUCAGUGUUGCUCUAGGAUAAAUAGUAUGCAACUUCCAGUGACAUAGCAGAAGUUACAGUCAAGCAGUUUGUUUUGGUAGUUAAUGAAAAGUAGUGAGUAGGAUUUAUUAAGUCACAGAUUUGGAGUUUAGCUAUAUGUACAUAAAAGUUAAAAUUAAUUUAGUGAUUUAGGCCUUUAACGUGUGUCUUGGAGACUCAGGUACAUAAUACUUUCUUUGUUUCAAUUUCUGACCAUUUAUGAGAUUGUAUCACAUCUAAGCACAAUAUUAAACUUCUGUCACAUCUAUCCUGUGACCUGGUGGCCUUGGGAUUGAGAGAGAUAGUAGGAACAUGAACUGUUUUUCCUUCUAUAAGUGUAAUCUUGAAAUAUUAUUUCUCAUUGUUGCAACUCUCAGUGUUGAAAGCUACAAUAUUGCAGUCCUACAUCUAUACAUAUUCGAACCCUACUCCUAAAUUUUUUGUUGUUGAAGUCAAACAUGUGUCUGUGUAGAUAAGACUUGUUCUCAGGGAAUGAAGUUUCAGACUGAACUUGCAAAAUAACUGACAUUAACUUUCUAUGACAUAAUUACAUGUUUUUUUUUGGCAGCAGCUGUGCCCCAAAUAUUUAUAAAACCUAAACGUUUCUUUCAGUCUUUUCUGUCAUUGUGUUUAGACUUUAAACGAAGAGCAAACUUUUUGUCGAAUAUUUUUAAGCAAAGAAGUCAUAAGCAGUGUGUUAUAAAAGCAGACACCAUGCAAGACUCAUUAGACGUUUGGAGCUCUCCCAAAAAACUGGGUUUACAUUCAGCCCCCGGGCAGAGUCGUGACCAGACAUGGCUAUAUAAUACGUCAUCGAUGCCCGUGGAGAAAACUGGAUGUGUUCAGACUAGGUGCUUCCACGAGUGAAGCCGUCACGUGUCACGUGGAGUUGGAUAAUGGUCGCGUUCACGUGUUGUGGGUAACAGAGGCAGCUGUCACUCCUCCUCCCCUCUGCGGGUUCCAUGAUAUAACUGAAAUCUCUAAAACCCCGUAGCACGUAUAUACCUGCCGUGUCUGCCAGCAGCAGGAACCGUCCCGCCCAUAAACUCUAAGCAUGCUGCACGAAAAAGUUCCUGACACCCCUGUGGAAGUCAUAGUGGAUCUGUUGACAAAGGCUAAGGGCAUAGCUGCAACAUGUGCUGCUGUUCCAGAGGAACUGAAAACUCACCUGAAGAAGGCUCUGGACAUCGCCAGCGGACUGGAUGACUACUUGGAGAAGAUGACCACCAAAGAAAGUGAACAUCUAGCAGAGCUUUAUGAGAAGACGGUGUCUCAUGACUGGGACCAAGUGUUUAAGGAGGGAAAGACUAAGUUUCAGCUUCCAAAGGAGUGCAUCACUGGCCAUGUUGAGGGCCAGGCACUUAAGAUGCUGAUUCACAUGAGUCAUGCUAGGAGGGUCCUGGAGAUUGGGAUGUUCACCGGCUAUGGAGCUCUGUCCAUGGCAGAGGGGCUUCCGGAUGAUGGCUGCUUGGUGGCCUGUGAGUUAGAACCGUACCUUAAAGAGUUCGCUCAGCCCAUCUUCGACAAGUCCCCACAUGGUAAAAAGAUAACCGUCAAGACUGGACCUGCCAUGGACACCCUAAAGGAAUUAGUCGCCGCCGGUGACCAGUUUGACAUGGUCUUCAUUGAUGCAGACAAGAGUAAUUAUAUCAACUACUACAACUUUAUCAUGGACAACAACUUGUUGACAUUGCAAGGGGUUAUAUGUGUCGAUAACUCGCUCUUCAAAGCAAAGGUUUAUCUUAAAGACACGACAGAUAGCAACGGCCUGGCGCUUCGAGAGUUCAACCAGUUUAUUGCAAAUGAUCCCCGGGUAGAGCAGGUCAUCGUCCCUCUCAGAGAUGGUAUCAGCCUUAUCCGGCGUGUAUCUGUGGCCUCAACACAUUUGCUGUCUCAGGCUAACAUAACAGACGACGAAGUUUUCCGUGGCGUCCAGGGUCGUUCCAUACUAAAUCGAAUGCGCCUGGAUGGAAAGGUAGCCUAUGUGACUGGUGGCGGGCAGGGCAUCGGCCGAGGGUUUGCUCACGCCCUGGGUGAGGCUGGUGCCAAGGUUGCUGUUGUGGACAUGGACCGCACCAAAGCUCAGGCAGUGGUUAAGGAGCUCUUCCUUAAAGGCGUCCACGCCAUUCCCAUCAAAGCUGACAUCAGCAAGUCAGACGACGUGCAGAGGAUGGUUGACACCAUCGUCUCUAAAUGGGGAGCGAUCCACAUCGCCUGCAACAACGCUGGCAUCAACAAGAACUCGGCCAGCGAAGACACCAGUUUAGAGGAGUGGGACCAGACCUUUAAUGUAAACCUGAGGGGGACGUUCAUGUGCUGUCAGGCGGCAGGUCGAGUGAUGUUAAAGCAGGGAUACGGAAAGAUUAUCAACACUGCCUCCAUGGCCAGUCUAAUAGAAAACCACAGUGAGAGGCAUUAUCUACAAAUGGAGAAACGUGGAACAGUGCUGAACCUUCUGAAGAGUGGCUGGUAUACCAAAAUUACUCCAAGACAGCAUUGAUGACUCAUCCAGGAGAUCACACAAGAAGCCAGAACAACAUUUAAAGCGCUGGAGGCCUGACUGGCUGCAGUUAGAGUCAGUGUUCAAGAUUCAGCACUAAGAAAGAGAGACUGGACAAAAAUGACAGUCAAUGAUGUCAUUAAAACCACUGUUGAAGAACAUAAAGGUCCAUCUCACAUUCCUCAGAAAGCAUCUUGAUAAUACCCAAGACUUUUGUGAAAAAAAUUCUUUGGACUGAUGAUAUAAAAGUAAAAUGUUUUGAAAGGUUUUUUCUGUUACAUCUGACAUGCAGAUAUUAUUUCAGGCAAAGGACAACACACCGGCAAUCAAAUGAGGUGGUGGUAGUGGUGUGAUGGUCUAGAGCUGCUUGGCUGCUUCAGAAGUUGAACGACUUGCUGUGAUAGAUGGAACCAGGAACUGAUGAAUGAAAAUGAUCCAAAACGCACAAGCAAGUUCUCUUCUGAAUGGCUCAAAAACAGGUUUUAGAAUGGUCUAAUGAAAGUCCUGACAUAGAUAUAUUUGAGAAUGCUAUGGCAUGGCCUUAAACAGUCUGUCCAUUCUUGAACCCUUCCACCUAGUUUUCUUGGCUAAAUUAUAACAAUUCUACAAGAAAGAGUGGCUCAAAAUCCCUCCUCAGUAAUGUAAAAGACUCAUUCUUAGUUAUCACAGACGUUUGAUGGCAGUUGCUGCAAAGGGUGGAACAACUACUUAUUAGGUUUUGUGUGCAAUCCCUUUAUCCCAUAGGACCAGGUUGGUUUUUUUUUUUUUUAUCUUAAUACAUAAAAGUAUAAUGCGAAAACUGUAUUUUGUCUUAUCAUUGUCUAAUAUUAAAAUUUGUUUGAUGAUCCGAAAAAUAAAAAAAUGACGAAAAAGCAAUAAAGGAAGAAAUCUAUAAGGAGGCAAGUCUUUUUUCACAGCUCUGUACAUAUAUAAAAACAUUUCAGGCUGUGUGAUGUUCUUCGUGACGGAUUAAUGGCUCGCUACCUCUCACCUGCACAGCUCAGCUGCAUAGCAAAAUGCUCCACGAUGGCAGCUUUAUUCAGCGAGAAGAGUGCAUCAUUUGAACUUCUUAUCUGCUCAGAAGAAUUCAAAAUGUAAAGUCGUGCCCGAUAAAGAGCAUGUUUUUUCCCACUAGAAAUGGGCAAUAAGUAGCAGGGUGAAUCUUAAAGAGGGCUUUGGAGAAGGCGCUCCUUCUACCUCUUUUUCCCUUCCUUGGGGGAUUACUGCUCUUUAAGUCGGCGAAAACAUCAAUGCAGGUUUAUUUAAAGGAUGAAGGCAUUUUCUGAAUGGUAUUUCGGGGCCGUAUCAUCGGGUCUUGAGCGAGGAUUAGUGCUGUUAGGCAUUUUGAGCUCUGUUUCCUGUCCUGAUAAGUCGGAUUUCACCUUCAAUCUGUGUGUAAGCCGUGGGCUCUGCUCCUCCUCGCCUGCUCCUCCGAGGUCCUAGCCUGGCCUCAUCCGGCCCAACCCAAACUCACUACUGCUAUCCCUCCCACAUUCCUGUGCGAUCCACCUCGGCUCUGCUCGCAGCACCUGUGUCAUCAUCCCUCCAUUUAUUUCUUCAUCGCUUCCUAACUUUUUACUUCUAUCAUGCACAUUUUAACUGAACAAUGUAUACUGAAUGCUUCAGCCGCCUUAUUCCCCUAGAUGGUUUUUUUACCUCUCCACAGCUGGCCGGUAUUUAUCAUCCCGGUCUCACACUGAAACCAUUUGGCAGUCAGAUCGGUGGGUGAUGAGGUUAACUACUAAAGUUGUAUGUAACUUGGAGCCUUCCUUGUGAUGAUUAAUCAACCAGCAGAAAAUGAGCCCCUGUCUCGGCAUCCCAUGCAGUGUGCAGCAUCUGUGAUGGUCAGGGCAAACAAAUGGCUCCCCGCUUUUGUUGCUGAGGACGGAGCAUAACUGGGCAUUAUGAGCAAUUAAUUUUACAUGACUUCAUCCGCAGAGUCCCCAGCAGCGAAUGGAAGACCGCGCACAUGAACCUACAUGCCUUAAUAUAUAGCCAAAUGCUGUUAGCUCUUUUUAGGAGAGUGUCUCUAUCGUUUCUAUCGGAGCUUUUAUUUACAUUUUUAAUACUGGUCGUUUCAUAAAAUGUAGUCAUUUUGUGGACAGUUUUACCUGUCUAACAUUGAGCAUUAGAAUGUGAAGAGACAAUAUUUGAAUAUUGUUUAAAGAAAACAAAGAAUGCCUAUUUCUGUUUUCACAGGGUAAAGAUUUCAUGAAUCACACCCUUGUGAUUUCAAGAGUCUGUCAUCGGUGUUAAAUAGUUCUGUAUAUUUUAUGCUCUAAUUGUAAAUUAAAAAUCGUCUUUUUCUGUUUUCAUCAACAGAAGAAUAGUUAUAAAUCUCAAACUGUCUGUCUUUUCGGUGUAGAAUUAUCUAGGUCAGUUUUGUUGUUUUAGAUUUUGACCUGGAAAUGACGAAGCACAGUCCAGACUCAUUAAGAACCAGUCAAAAGGCCAUUUCAAGGCCAGUUGAAACCUGUAAGGGAGAUGUUAGCGUCGUUAGCGACUAAAGGUUAGCCAGUGUUUAUAUUCUCACAUGGCAAAAAUAAUUAAUAUGUUGUUGGUCAUCAUUUCUUUUUUUUUGUAUUAACUUGUAAGCAGGCAUGAAAAGCCAACACAUGGCGUGACUUAAACAGGACAUGCUGUGUGGAUCCUGGAAGCCCUGCGAGAAGAUACCUGCUGUAGUUGAAUGGGCCUGUGCAGGUUGUUCUGAAAUGCCCUAAUGUAAUAUAAUCAGAUAUUUCUGAUUCUGGAAACUGCAAAACAACAAAAACAAACACAACCUCUUUAUUUAUCGAGUAACUCCAGUUUCUUGUAACCUUUGUUUGAUCAGAAAUUCAAAAGGAAGUUUUUUUAAACGUCUUGUUUGAUUGAUUGGCUCGGUUUAUCUCUAUAUGAACAAGUCUGUAAGGUGUCUCCUUGUAAAAACUUCUAACAUUAUAAACUUUUCUUGCCUCU
This is a messenger RNA of Girardinichthys multiradiatus, 6312 nucleotides long. RefSeq lists its product as uncharacterized. The transcript is spliced from 10 exons. The record is from RefSeq and is a predicted model, not a curated record. NCBI's taxonomy places the organism in Eukaryota, Metazoa, Chordata, Actinopteri, Cyprinodontiformes, Goodeidae. The coding region runs from base 1912 to 3357 and encodes 481 amino acids. Gene Ontology annotation, molecular function: oxidoreductase activity, acting on the CH-OH group of donors, NAD or NADP as acceptor; O-methyltransferase activity.